AAACUUGCAAACGGACCCGGUGUCUCUUGUCGCCCGGCCAAUCUCCAUUCCGCCCGCACCACUGGAUCCCGUGCACCAGACGCAGGCGCACACACCAUGGUCACGUCCCACAUCAUCCGCAUCCCUCGGACUGAUGAAGAGGGCUCAUUCAUCCUAGGCGAGGUCACUCCGUCAGGAUCCAAGCCCUUGAACGUAAAGUUCGUGGCAACCGAGGGCGAAGAGCCCUAUGUGGUCAAGCUGAGACAUGACCGUAUCGGCGAAUUGCGGGCUAGUAGCAGCCCCUGCUCGCCAGGGGAAUGGGAAAGCAUCCUGAAGGCGCUCCUCCUCGGGUCCGAGCCGAUCGAGGGGAUCGAAGCUGGCGCUGAAGCCAAGGUGGGCAAAUCCAUCACCAUCACUAUCAGGCGUCGUGUUGCUGGUAUCAAUCAACGCCUUGGCGCCCUGACGCUGAACCACAAGCCGGAUGAGGCCAUCCAACUGUUUGACUGGUGUGGCGCCGCGGCCCUGCAGAGGGAGCAGCUCCAGGAAGCCGCCGUCGCCGAGAAGGCCCGAGUAUCCGAGCUGGAGUCUCGCAUCGCCGAGCUGAGGACCCAGCUGGACGAGCUGACCGAGUCCAAGAAGGCCAGGGAGGCCGAGAUGCUCGAGAAGUUUUGCGUACUCUUGAAUGAGAAGAAGGUCAAGAUCCGCGAGCAGCAACGACUGCUCAGCACCGCCCAAGUCGACUAUUCAAAGCUGGACGCUGCCCGCGCCUCGCAAGCGGCACGGUUAGAUACGAGCGAGGGCCACAAGCCAGCCCCGUCCCGCCGCACGAAGCGCAAGGCGUUGGAGGAUGCCUCGGGCGGCGGGUCGUCGGACUCGGACGACGCGUUCGAGAAGGUGACUCCCGGCUCGGACAAGAUGGAUAUCGACCAGGUGGAGCCGCGUCGGGAGAACAAGGAGCUCUCAGAAUCAGAAGAUCGCGAGACGACCGACGGCGACGAGACGGAGACGGGAAGUGAACCGGAGGAGGAAGAGGAAGAGGCUCCGGCACCGCGGCGGUCGCCGUCAUCACCGAAACUACGUCAAGCCCAAGGGCCAGAGCCCAAAAGCCGUCCUGCGGCACCAAGAAGGGCAGGGAAAGGCAAGGAUUUUGUUAUACACCCGCCGAAGAACCCGGUCAGGAAGGCCAAGGCAGCGACGCCUCCGCCGGCCGAAGGGAGCGAGACGGAGUCAGACGACGAGCUGUGAGCCAUGUAGGCCAAUCGCGAGGCACAAGAUUACUGGAUAUCGGGUAUCCUCCAAAGAACCAGAGCCUAUUCGUUCUGGUGGUUUCUAUCUCCCAGCAGCAACAGUUCCCGUCGCUGGAACCACAAUACCA
This is a messenger RNA of Thermothelomyces thermophilus ATCC 42464, 1354 nucleotides long. RefSeq lists its product as uncharacterized. The transcript is spliced from 3 exons. Lineage: Eukaryota; Fungi; Ascomycota; Sordariomycetes; Sordariales; Chaetomiaceae. Gene Ontology annotation, cellular component: nucleus. Bases 97 to 1224 code for a protein of 375 amino acids. The record is from RefSeq and is a predicted model, not a curated record. Gene Ontology annotation, biological process: double-strand break repair; DNA recombination. Gene Ontology annotation, molecular function: DNA binding.